Messenger RNA from Anarrhichthys ocellatus (wolf-eel), 3142 nucleotides. It is a transcript of the gene wnt1, whose product is annotated as wingless-type MMTV integration site family, member 1. Gene Ontology annotation, molecular function: cytokine activity; frizzled binding. Gene Ontology annotation, cellular component: extracellular region. Gene Ontology annotation, biological process: canonical Wnt signaling pathway; multicellular organism development; neuron differentiation. NCBI's taxonomy places the organism in Eukaryota, Metazoa, Chordata, Actinopteri, Perciformes, Anarhichadidae. The coding region runs from base 676 to 1788 and encodes 370 amino acids. The record is from RefSeq and is a predicted model, not a curated record. The transcript has 5 exons.
UAUUCCGCUGUAACUGUAUUUCACCGUGACACCAGCUUUGAGCAGCGACGGAGCACCAAAUCGGGCGCACCCACAGCAUCUGUACCAACACAUCACUGCUUCAGAGGCUCUUCUCCUUUCCGCAAGACUGGAUGUGGAAGCAAGCGCACGGCCAGUGGGAAAAUACUCUCAGCCGCACACAUUUACAGGGAAUCGAUUCUGUGAUGACCGUGAGAUUCCACAAGUAAUGUGCGCAACUCUGUGGAUUGCUCUAUUUUUUUUCUCUUCUUUUCUCCUUUCUGCCCAGUUGUGUUUCCUUAUUCAUUGUGCGCCCUAUGAAGAGCAUUAACUAUCCCUCCCUCCAAUCCUAUUGAAAAGGCUCCGAAAAAAAAACAGAGGGAGAUGAGAGCAGCAAAUCCCUUUUUUAUUCCCCUCGUAGCGCUCAAUAACAGAAGAAUGUGUUGCCUAUCAGUCACCGAGGGGAUCAAGUCUUCGGGACUGUCCCACGCGUUCAAUGCGCCGUGCAGAGCAUCACUGAGAGAGACAGAGUGAAGAGGACUGCAGCAGCAGUAGCAUCCUGUCUGGACACUUCACAUCAUUUAGCAACCUGUCUCCACUCAAGAUCCAUUUAAGUCAAUUAGGGCUGCCUGCUUCUCUCACCUUUCAAGUCCUAUCACCGGACUGUGGCGUGCAACGAUGAGGAGUCUGGCGCUGCUGUUGGGGGUGAAAGCCGCCUGCAUCCUGCUGGUGUCUUCGCUCUCAGGCACAGGGGCCGUAAACAACAGCGGCCGGUGGUGGGGUAUUGUCAAUGUGGCCUCCUCAUCCAACCUCCUUACCAAUUCCAAGAACGUGCAGUUGGUCCUGGACCCGAGCCUGGCCCUGCUGAGUCGUCGCCAGCGCCGGCUGAUUCGGCAGAACCCUGGCAUCUUGCACGCCAUCGCCGCUGGGCUGCACACUGCCAUAAAGGAGUGCAAGUGGCAGUUCCGCAACCGCCGCUGGAACUGCCCGACCACCCACAGCCCAGCAGUUUUUGGGAAAAUUGUAAAUCGUGGUUGCAGAGAGACUGCAUUUGUAUUUGCCAUUACCAGCGCAGGGGUGACCCACGCUGUGGCUCGCUCCUGCUCAGAAGGGGCCAUCGAGUCGUGCACAUGCGAUUACCGCCGCAGAGGUCCUGGAGGACCAGAUUGGCACUGGGGGGGCUGCAGUGACAACGUAGACUUUGGCCGGAUGUUCAGCCGUGAGUUUGUGGACUCCAGUGAGAGGGGCAGAGAUCUGCGCUACCUCACCAACAUACACAAUAAUGAGGCUGGCAGAAUGACUGUGUCAUCAGAGAUGCGUCAGGAGUGUAAGUGCCAUGGCAUGUCAGGCUCCUGCACCGUGCGCACCUGUUGGAUGCGCCUGCCCAGCUUCCGCACAGUGGCAGACUUUCUUAAGGACCGGUUUGAUGGUGCAUCCAGAGUUGUUUAUGCCAACAAGGGAAGCAACCGUGCUUCUCACCGAGCCGACCCCCGACACUUGGAGCCUGAAAACCCGGCUCACAAACCCCCCUCUGCCAUGGACCUGGUCUAUUUUGAGAAAUCACCAAACUUCUGCUCCUACAACGGCAAAACUGGCACUUUGGGAACUUCUGGGAGAACAUGCAACAGCUCUUCUCCAGGCCUGGACGGAUGUGAGCUGCUCUGCUGUGGACGUGGGUUUAAGACCCGGACUGAGAGUGUGACUGAACGUUGCAACUGCACCUUCCACUGGUGCUGUCAUGUCAGCUGCUUGAACUGCACCAGUACACGGACAUUACACCAGUGUUUAUGAUCACAGGUGGACAUCAAUGGAAUAUUAAUGCAUAUUUGAUUGGCAAUUGGCUGAGAAAGCCACUAGAACACAGGUGGUUUGAGAUGUUAGAAGCUAGAAAAGCUUCAAGGCGGGUAAACUAAUACAGGGAAUUCUCUCCAAAAAAAAAAUCAGUUUUUGAAAGAGGGAGAUGAAGAAAAGCACAAAUAUAUGAACAGGGUAUGGAGGUAGUAGAUGUGCUUGCAACUUUCCUUUGAUGCUUAACAGCAUUAAGAGGAAAUUUAGACACUCCAGCCAUCAAUGUAGAAUGGAAAUCAUCCGCAUCCCUCAAGUGUUUACACUGUGGAAACAUAAAAUUAGUAAAGGGGCGAAAUGAUGUGGUGAUGAAUCGAUUGCUGUAACCAGGUACUACUAGAGCCUUCUUCUCCUCCACUGAGGGCAGAGACUGGGCACAAUGUUUCACAGAUGUUUCUGUGGCCAGAGAGCCACAAACAGUGGGCUCUCCUAAACUGGUGAAGACCUCUAACAAGAGGGAAGUUUUUUGUGUUCUUUUAAAUCAUUGUUUUUUUUUCUUUGCUGAAUGUUGGAUCCUCUCACAUGAAACUGUGUGAAGUUUAUCUCUAGGGAUGGGCUGUCUUUUCUCAACUUGUGUACUUAGGCCCUGGAUGCAGCCCGACCACUUAUAAUUUCUUCAUCACAUUUGCCCAUUUUAUUUAAAUUUGAUGGGAGCUGAAUAAACCUCAACCCUGAUUUGCCACCAUGAUUGACCACAGGAUGGUCCUGAUGUUACAAGGAAAAUAGAAACUGAUUGAAAAAUCUUACUGAGGCAAUGUAAUUUGAAUGUAUUAUAAAUACACUGAAUAUAAUUACAUGACUUGAUCAGAGGGAUCAAUAUUGAAAAUGAAAUGUGACCUGCAGAAUCUCACCAUGCUCUCAAAAUGAAAACUAAUGCCAUUCUGAGAUGGCAUUGAAGUUAAAAAAAACAACACAAAAUUUCUGUUAAUACAUGAGUGUUGCAUUAAACUGGUCCAGGUUUAGAGUAGGCGUAUACUAUGUGUUUUACUUCAGGAUAGGAUGUAAAAAGCAGAUAACAUUUUUCUUUGCCGAAAACAGCCUCUGCUGUCAGAGAUCAUUCUGAAUAUCAGCUAUGAUAACCAAAAUACUGUAAAUAUUAAAAUAUAUGAAUAUAUUUAUAAUGACGUAAUUUGUAUGUUUUCUGAAUGAUUUAUGCACCUGUCAGUGGCUGGAGAAUAUACUAUCAUUAGUGUCAAGUCAGGAGUUGUUUUAGAUCUUAUGCCUUUUUCUAUUUUGGUGUAAUGUAGCUCACACAAAAUAUCUCUUAUAUACUAGAAACAAAACAUUAUCACGUCUUUGC